Molecule: messenger RNA, 7186 nt
Organism: Salvelinus sp. IW2-2015
Lineage: Eukaryota; Metazoa; Chordata; Actinopteri; Salmoniformes; Salmonidae
Source: RefSeq, a predicted model, not a curated record
UCACAACUUCAGUCCUCCAGCCAGCGUUCCCACCAUUCCAUGUAUUCAGAGAGAAGGUCGUUCCCCGUCUGUCAUUCAGCUGCGCAAUUUAGCGAAAUCGCGGUAGGCGCAAAGGCGACAGAGUUGGUCAUAACGCUCUGGACCUUUUCCACUUUGCGCUUGGAAACGAGUCCAUAACACAGAUAAAGCCACUCACACACUGCCGCUACUCCCAAAUUGUGGAAGAGGUUUGCGGAGACCAACAUAUCUUUCGAAGAUGCAGAGUUCCAAUAACAUUGCCCAUGCCAGGAGGGCAGUCCAGCAGCUGAGAAUAGAAGCCAGCAUUGAGAGAAUUAAGGUGUCCAAGGCCUCAGCAGACCUGAUGCACUACUGUGGAGAACAGGGUAAAUAUGACCCUCUACUCAUGGGUAUCCCAGCCUCUGAAAACCCCUUCAAAGACAAGAAGCCAUGCACUAUAUUAUAGUAGCGGAACAGCUGAAUUACCUUUGCUUUUUUAUUUGUAUUCUUUUAUAGUGAGAAAUAUACAACGUUAAUACCGGUACACUAUUUGCCUUAAGGCCAGCCCAGUCCCACUCCCCAUGUUUCCUUGUACUUUAGGUUGAUUUCAAAAUGUUACCUUAGGGCCUAUAGGGCUCUGGUCAAAAGUAGUGCAAUAUAAAGGGAAUAGGGUGCCAUUUGGGACUAAUUCACUCUCUCCUUUAAAAAAGUGCAAUUUUGGUAGAAUCAGAAUCAUUGGUCCUCUCUCUCCAUCAGAUACAACAAUUAAUUUGUGACCCAGAAAAAAAGCUUUUAGUUCAGUCAGUCAUGAAUAGAUAAGAGCUCAUUCUGAGGCUCCUCUCAACAGAGACUGGUGUUCUUUCAGAUUGUUACCGUAUGUUAUGCAGACUAAAGACCAGCUGGGUUUGAACAGGGGGUUCCCAACUUUGUCCUGUUAACACUAAAACAGUUCCUUUAAAAUGUACAUCAACUUACUGGCAGCAAAUGUAUUUUACAGUACAGCUACUGUAAUCCAUUUUACUGUAAUCCAUUUUACAGUACCACAAAUGUUACUGUAAUCCAAUUUACAGUAUAUUACUGAAAAUACCCAUGCAGUAACAUAUUAUCCAGUGUUCUUUGCAAGUUUUCAUUUUUAGAUUUACAUUUUGGUCAUUUAGCGGGCACUCUUGACCUUAGCAGCUUACAGUCAGUGCAUUCAACCAAGGUUGAUAUAAAAAAAAAAAACAUGUCAUAGCAAGUAAAAAGUUUCUUUAACCGUAGAUACCAUUUUAUGUCUCUGUGUCCAGUAUGAAGGACGUUUAAAAGUAGUUUCGCGAGCCAAUGCUAACUAGCGUCAUUACAAUGACUGGAAAUCUAUGGGUAAACUGACAGUGACUACAGGGCGAAACAGAUCAAAGGACAGGGCUAGCUACUCAACCAUGAAUGGUUUUGAGACUUGCUGCCACUGAUCUACCCCUAUAUACAUUUCAUUGUUAGGGAACUACUACCACCUAUCACUUGGUACAGCACUCUCACUAAUGGGUGCAACAAAUAUAGCCGCUUGCAAGACACUCCUCAAAAUAUAUUAAUUAAUGACUGAGAAACAACAAUACCAUAAACCAGUUAGUUUUCAAAAGGUUUUUGGCUCUCCAAAAAUACGGUAUUGGUAAUGUAUUAUAAAUUACAGUAAAUUACUGGUAGCAAUUAGCCAGAAAGGUUUGUAGAAUUCCUAAAAUACAGUAUAUUGCCGUAUUCUGUAGGGGUACAGCAUUCUCACUCAUUGGUACAACAAAUAUAGCCUCUUACAAUUUACGUUAUUUUACUUUGCACUCUACAAUGUUUUACUGUUGAAAUUACAGAAAAGUCUUAGUGUGCUGUAAAACAAAUGCAUGGUAUUUUACUGUGCCUUCUAUGGUAAUCUACUGUAUUCAGUUUAUACAGUAUCAUACUGUUGAUUAAUACAGUAAGUAACAGAUAAAAUUACAAAAACAUCUAACAGUGCACAUCAGCUGGAGCAUAAAUAAUGUCAAAGGCCCUAAAGCAUUGCAGUUGCACCACACUAGUUAAACCUUUAAGCUCCUGAUUGCGUCAGUCAGUCCCCACACAGUAGCUUCUUUGGAAAACAAUCAGUCUAGUUUGAAUGCUGCUGAUAAGCUUGUAAUAACCCUGUUAUGUAAAUCAGCCAGUCCCAUGACACAGGAGUACACUAACCAGUGCUGAUGGACUGGUAAACCACUGUAUGUCUUUGUUCCAAAUGGCAUCCUAUUCCCGAUAUAGUGAACUACAUUUGACCAGAGCCCUAUGGGCCCUUGUUAAAAGUAGUGCACUAAAGGGAAAAGGCUGCCAUUUGGGACUGACAUGUGAAUGCCCCAUCAAAACAAGAGAGGGCAGGCUGGCCAAAAAGUCAUGGCCUCUGUGACAAAUUAACACACUCUCAAAGGGUGCCUGUCAUUCUGUAAGGGAAAACAUCUAGCUUGCAUCCACAGGGCCUGAAGAAAGUUAAAGCAUGACCGCUUCACCCUGUUUAACAAGCAUUGUUUUGUUUCUGCAAAGACAAUGUCAGAGAUCGUUUUGUUUUCAGGCGUGGGUAAAGGGUGGGGGUGGGGGGUAUCAAUUCAGACUAUCCCACUUCUAUGUAUUUGUUUUGAAACUCAGACUAACCUUUGCCUUAGAAACCAACCUUUGUGACUUUGCGUAGUUGUCUUGCUUGUAUGUGGUACGGUAGAUAGAUAAUGUAGUAUCAAUAUGAAGUAUUGCAGACCACAGUACACUGAUAUUAUGUAACCCUUUAAAUGAGUGUAAUAUGCCUUACGUUGAUGUAAAAGAUGUUGGUCCAUAAUGUUAUCUCUACAUAGCUGAAGCAGAGGAGGUAAGAUCCGUCUGUGCCGUCACAAUGACAUCCUAUCCAAUGUACCAGCAUCAGAGGAAACAUACUGUACUAGCCUGAGUGCCAGUCUGUAUGUGCUGUCAUGCAAACUCCUUGUGACUCAUUUUCUUGGCAAACAAUUGUGAAAACUAGGGAAUAAGCAAGAGCACAAACCGAUCUGGUACCAGGCUAGAAAUGUACAGGUUUUCUGAUUUGUAUUUUAUUGUCAGUACUUUUAGUGUUUCACUCUGAUAAUAUUUCAUUGAUAAAUGUACGACUUCUAUCCUGAAAGGGAUUCCGUGAACUUUGUGUAAGACCGGUAUUAUGAUUUCUUCUUGAGUUUUAACAUUCCAUGUUUACAAUAACAAUACAAUAAUAAUUUCUUAUUUCAUGCUCUCACAAUGGUCAUGAUGGUCACAGUGGUUGAAUAAUUGUUAUUGUGUGUGUGGGAGUAUGCAUUCGUGUAAGUGUACGUGUGUGACUUUGCACACGACUGGCAAAAGCAACUCGGUAACCAGUGUCAUGUUCAGUAGGGCAUACUGUAGCUAAAACUAUAGUUUCUUAUCAGACAAGUUCAGGUAGUACCUCCCCGGUUCACGUCGCUUUGUACCCAAUGAACACGACCCAGCUUAACUAUCCAGGGCCUUAAUAUUGAAGUAGUCUUGCUUCGGCAUCUCACCACUACCUUUCAGCCACACUCCUCAAACAACACUAGGAUAAUAGUGUGAACAACGGAAUGACGACAUUCCCGGUGGAUGCAGGGAGCACAUCUAUGCUGUCAUUUUUGUUGUUGUUAGCUAUUCAAAUAAUAGAGACUGACUGCUAUUUGGAUGGUCAACUGACCGCCAUGGAGACAGGCUGCAGCACCAAUUAAAAUGUUCCCACACCCACAUGGUAUGCUAUUUGUCUCCAUAUUCUGGGCAAUCUCGGCAACCCAGAACCAAAGAUCUCACAUUCUACUAUUUAUGUUACGCUCACUCCACAAGAUAUUAUAUUCUGUGGCUUUGAAAGGCUUGCUUGAAGUUGCGUGUUGCUGUAUGUUGUGUUUCUACACUUGCUUCUUCUCACUGUCACAGUAUGUCACUGCAAUGACAUGCUGAACUUCAGUCGAAUCUAGACUCUGUAUAUGUGUGUCAACACUUUUUUUUUUUUUCUCCUUUUUGACGAUUUUUUUUUCUCCUUUUUGACGAUAAUACAGUAGGGGAGAGCGAGGUAUGUUGUCACACUUUUCACGAUGUCUAACAUUUACUGGGCACAAUACAUCACAAUGGUAUAAAUGUCAUACAAAUGAAAGAAGGAAGUCUUGGGCACAUAUGUUGUAUCCAUUACAUCUUCAUAUCUUACAUAUCUUCACAGUUUUGCAAAAGCCUAUACGACGUACAUCCGUAUCUGACUAAUCAGACUCAUCUUCAGAGUCACAGAUCUGGCACACAUAAAUUGCCUGGCCUGAGGUGCAAGCAUCAUGGGCCCAUUUGUUGCGUCUCACACACUUCACCCAAGUCUCCUUUGGAAGGCUGUUUGAAAAUGGCUCCACACAGACGAGGCAGAAGCACUCCUCUUCAUCUGAUGAUGACUCUUCUAUGAUUUUUUUCUUUUUUUAGCUGCCUUUUUCUUUGCAGAUCCAGAUUUUGACUCCCCCUUGCUUCCCUUUCCUCAGAAACAGCCUUUUCCUAGAUUGUGCCUUUAUUCUUUUCCAUUUCUAGUACCUGCUUUGCUGGUGUCAUUUAGAAUUGCUGUUUUGCUCUGUUUUCUUCCUUUGCAAGCUGAUUUUCGGGGGCCUGCUUUUGCGUAUGGCCAGAUAUCCUCUGGAGUAGGUAGUCCGCUGUCAGCAAUGGCAUUACUGUACAAGGGUGAGCUGGUGUUCGCAUAAGAACUGGGCGGGUCUGUGUCUGAGCUCGUGCUAUGCAGGGCUAGAAUAGUGCUGGGGCCUGACAGGGCUGGAAUAGUGCUGGGGCCUGACAGGGCUGGAAUGUUGCUGGGGCCUGGCAGGGCUGGAAUGUUGCGGGGGCCUGGCAGGGCUGGAAUGUUGCUGGGGCCUGGUAGGGUUGGGUUCUGAAUGGGGCGAUCUUUAACGUAGGAUGGCGCAAACUUCCAUAAAUACAUCCCUAUUGUAAGGCUGUACCCCAGCCACCCUAACGCCAGCCUGAAUGCUCAAGGGGGUUGCAGCCAGAGGAUAGGCGAUUGCCACAAUCCCAGGAAUGUCAUAAAUUUACAUUGUCUCCCCGGGAUUGUUCCUCAUCCGGCAUCACAAGCGGUGUUCAUGUGCCUCUUUAGCGGCCCGUAGACAGACCUAUCUAAGGGUUGAAGCUGAUGAGAGCAAUGGGUUGGGAAUGACAGCAUAAUUAUGCCAUUUCUUUGGCAUAAUUGAGUCCAUCAAUGGACAGAUGAGACUCGUGGUUUUGUCCAAAAGGAGUAAACGGCUUCUCCUUUGAGAAUUUCGUAUGCUGGACAAAAUGUUUCAGGACGUCAACAAAGUGCACAUCUUUCAUCCACCCAGAGGGAUUUGCCCCUCCUUUGCUGCCAGGUGGCCCGUUGAUCAGGAAAUGAUCGCGGAAGUUGACACAGGGGAAUAUAAAAUAUGGAGGUAUACUAUUCCCUGUGGCUGAGACAGCACAGGCCAGUGUGACGAGGGUUCCCCUUUCAGCGGAGGUCAGUGACCCUACUUGUUUGACUCCACGUCUGCCCACCACUUUGCCAGGUUUAUGUACAGUGGUCACCCCAGUUUCAUCAACAUUCCAUAUGUCUCCUGGUCCAAAUUGAUAUCUCUGUAGCACGUCUGCUACAUUGCCGAAGAAAGCAUUAACAUUUUCUCUGUUGAAGCUACUUGCCCUGUCAAGGCUAGUUGCCUCUGGCUUUCUCAACGACAGCGCUGGGUGCUGCUUUAAGAAGCCCGUAAACCACUCUAAGCUGGUCUUUUCUUUUUCUGCCCACAUUGGCGCGAACUUCAGCUGGUGUGCCACAGCAAACUGGUAGGCAAGUCUUCUGACCUCACUUGGCGACAGACCAAAAUAAAUGUCAGCUGACCUUGUAAUAUACUGAACAAGCUGCAUCUCCAAAUCAGGUGAAAAAACCUGCUGUGGCUUUGAAUAGCCAACCACUGUUGUUGGCAUGGCUGUCUGACUUUCAACUUCUUCUCUGAUAACCUUUUGAAAAUACAGAGUCAGAUUACGGUAAUUUAUGUAAAAAUAUUUUGCUGUACUCCUGAUUGAUUUGUUCUGAAACUUCACCUGCCUCACUGCCUAUAACAUUGUGCCAGGUGGUGUGCUGCCAUUCUGUCUUUUAUCCUUUCUAACCAUCUUUCUUUCCUUCCCCUCUUUCUUUCCUUUCUUUCCUUCAAAAACACAUUUCCUCAUUGCAAUUAUAUAUUCAUUACAGGCUUAUUGUGCCCACCUCCCUGUCUACUAUCAUUGUUGCCACAUUGCAAUUCAUAACACCACAUUAAAUGUAUGACUGUGUGUGUGUGGAUAUACUGUCUCAUACAGUAGGCAUGUAGUGUGUUAGUAGAUACAGGCGCCCACACACACACACAAGCCAGAGCCUGUCUUCUGUAGUCCAGGGAUAUGUCUGCUGCUCUAAACUAUAUGUAUAUAUAAUAAUCAAUUUAUGGUAACAUUUAAUACUACUAUCAGAGCUGAUUACACAAUAUCACAAUUUUUUAAAGCCUGUUCUAUGUAUACUGGGGCAAGUUGUCACAUGUGAAGACUUGCCCCAAGGUCAUUAAAACAACUUGCCCCAAACUGACGUGUGCUAAUGUUGGCUAAAUCUCAAGGUUAGCUCAAAAUAGGACUGCAGCUAAAGUAUCAAAAGACACGUUAUUGUCUCCUUUACUCAGUGCAAAAUUAUAAUUUAACAUUCAUACCUAACAAAGUUUUAUUGCAUAAAAUGUAAAGUGCCAAUUUUUUACUUUUGAAGGGGAAAAAUAAUAAACUUGUGCUCACCUCAGAUUAGAGUGACCAUGACCACAUGUGAACAGGAAGUUGACCAUAGAACAUGUAGUCACACAAAGUAGCUAUUUGAUUUUUUUUACAUAGCGCCUCUAGUGUUGGAGGUAUGAACAGUUUGACAACUUACCCGUGUGACAACUUACCUCGCUCUCCCCUAUAUGUUAUUUUGAUGUAUGUGUUCCAUUUGAUUUUUGCCGACUCAAUUCAGGUUGAAAAUGGAUUUUACCGUUUUAAAGCAACAUUCUUUUUUUCUCUCUGUGACAAAUAACGAUACUGGAUUUGGUCUCUGGUACAUAUUGUACAUGUGGAUAUUUUUCCUGUGUCAUGUAAUUUUUGCAUUUUAUUCCCAAUUUUGACGCCUUAUGUUUGUAGAUGUUAAUAAAAGUCUUUAAACACAUGA